AUGAGGGUCUCGCUCAAGAAACGCAACGGCAAGUUCAUCGACGCUUUCGAGCUGAACGAUGACUGCACGGUCGGUGAAUUCAAGCAGCUCUUCUACCAAAAGUUCCAUUACUACCCAGAGAGGCAAUGGUGGACGGUCGGAAAGGCGAAGGGAGCGCCGAUCAAGGGUGACGGUCCUCUCGCCGCGUAUGGCGUGACCGACGGCUCGACUCUCAUCUUCAAAGACCUCGGCGUGCAGAUUUCGUGGCGGCUGGUGUUCGUUCUCGAGUACUUGGGGCCUCUCUUGAUCUUCCUUUUCUUCUACUGCUGCCCAACUCUAAUUUACGGCGUACACGCGCCCCCGGAGAAGUGUUUGGUUCAGAAGGUGGCCUUCUGGCUGACGAUGUUUCACUACAUGAAGCGCGAGCUGGAGACGCUCUUCGUGCAUCGAUUCAGCAGCAGCACCAUGCCGAUCGUCAACGUCCCGAUCAACUGCGGACACUACUGGGGCCUCUUCGGUGCCCUCGUUGGCUACUUCCUCUUCCACCCGAAAUACCAACCGAUGUGGCGUGACGAUCAGCCCCUCGUCAUCUACGGGCUUGCCGCGAUCAUGGUGGGCUUCGAGCUGCUGAACUUCAAGACGCAUCUGAUUCUUCGCGGCUUGCGUGCGCGCGGCACCCGCCAGCGAGGCAUCCCCUGUGGCUGGGGAUUCGAUCUCGUCAGCUGCGCAAACUACUUCUGGGAAACCCUUUGCUGGAUCACCUUCUCUAUCCUCGUCUCGUGCCUGACAUCCUGGAUCUUCACGUUGGUCGGUUUCAUGAAAAUGACUGAGUGGGCAAUGAAGAAGCAGCGAAACUACCGCAACGAGUUUAAGGACUACCCUAAGAACCGCCGGGCGAUUAUUCCUUUUAUCUUGUAA
This is a messenger RNA of Besnoitia besnoiti, 897 nucleotides long. RefSeq names its product 3-oxo-5-alpha-steroid 4-dehydrogenase. The record is from RefSeq and is a predicted model, not a curated record. Gene Ontology annotation, biological process: very long-chain fatty acid biosynthetic process. The coding region runs from base 1 to 897 and encodes 298 amino acids. NCBI's taxonomy places the organism in Eukaryota, Apicomplexa, Conoidasida, Eucoccidiorida, Sarcocystidae. Gene Ontology annotation, molecular function: protein binding; oxidoreductase activity, acting on the CH-CH group of donors. The transcript has 7 exons.